Messenger RNA from Panicum virgatum (switchgrass), 1346 nucleotides. RefSeq names its product glycine-rich RNA-binding protein 2, mitochondrial-like. The transcript is spliced from 5 exons. NCBI's taxonomy places the organism in Eukaryota, Viridiplantae, Streptophyta, Magnoliopsida, Poales, Poaceae. The record is from RefSeq and is a predicted model, not a curated record. Bases 181 to 1101 code for a protein of 306 amino acids. Gene Ontology annotation, molecular function: RNA binding.
GAAGAAGCAGCGAGCGCCGCGGAUGUUGGCCGCCCCAGCGUCUGUUCCUUCUUUCUCCCGUUCACCUCUUCACCCCUCUCCCCAUUCGUGGCCUUCAUUUUCCUGGCGGCGGCGGCGCGCUUCGCCCGUCUUCGCUGGGCCCUUCGCCGUUGACGAGCGCCCACCAGGGUAAUUUUGGAGAUGGCGUUCCUGCAGAAGGUUGGCAAUCUUGUCAAGCGGUCCACGGGUGCCAGUUCGUCGCUCUACCAGGCGGUUCGAUGCAUGUCCUCCUCCAAGCUCUUCAUAGGAGGAAUCUCGUAUGGCACAGAUGAGCACAGCCUCAGGGAUGCUUUUGCAAGCUAUGGCCAAGUCAUUGAAGCUAGGAUAAUAAUGGACCGAGAAACCGGAAGAUCGAGGGGGUUUGGUUUUGUGACAUACACAUCUACGGAGGAGGCAGCCGCUGCCAUUACUGGCAUGGAUGGGAAGGAUUUGCAGGGUCGGAUAGUGAGGGUGAGUUAUGCUCAUGAUCGCGGUAGCCGUCCUGGUGGAGGCGGCUAUGGUGGUGGUGGAUAUGGAGGUGGCUAUGGUGGUGGUGGGUAUGGUGGAGGCGGUUAUGGCGGCAGUGGAGGAUACAGUGGUGGUGGAUAUAGAAGAGGUGGUGGUGGAGACUAUAGCGGAGGUGGUGGGUAUGGUGGAGGUUCAUAUGGUGGAUAUAACGAUGGUAAUGCUGGCUCAGGGUACAACACUGGUGGAGGCUAUGGUGUUUCUCAAGGUGGGCAAGGUGGGUAUGGUGUUGAUACUGGUUAUACUGGUGGCACUGGUGGAUAUAAUGAUACUCCUAGCAAUUAUGGUGGCGAUAGCUUCAAUCAAGGGAGUGGCACACCUAGUGCAUAUGGAGGUGGGAACUAUGGGGCAAGCAACGACAGCUUUGCAGACAACGCCUCCAACAAUGCGGCUGUUGGCAAACUGGAUGACUUGUUAAGUGAUCUCAAAGUUGACGGUGCUGGCGAGUCUGAGGGAGAGGUUGAGGCUGAGGACAUGAAAGCGGAAGGCCAAGAUGACUUCACCCAGGAUGAUUUGAAGGACGAAGAUGAAUCAGACAAUGCCAACAAAAGUAGUUAAACUCGGCCCCAGGCAGGAGGUGAAGAGAUUAACUGGUUAUGGGCCGCUCUCUAGGUAAAUAAAUGCAAUGCAGUGACUAUCUCCUACAUGCAUGUAAGUCUAGAGUUUCUGUCAUAGCUAUGUUCCACUCGUUGCGUGCUUUCGCUGUGUAUGCUGGACUUUUGAUGUGUCAUGAACACUUGCACAUGCUUCCGGAUGUAUGGAAUUGCACUUGUGCAGUUGUAUUGUGGAUGCAAUAUAUUGAA